CACUUAUUGAGAUUUCAUUCAUUACAUCGCGGAUACUUCUGAUGUUUAUUGUUUAUGUGAACAUUUAUGAAAUUGUUUUUUUUUUUUCAUUCGAGUUGUAUAUCAAAAUGAAAUAUAUUUUAGUGACUGGUGGCGUAAUAAGUGGAAUUGGGAAAGGUGUUAUAGCUAGCUCAUUUGGGACAAUUUUGAAAUGCUGUGGAAUUCCUGUGACAUCUAUUAAAAUUGAUCCUUAUAUAAAUAUAGAUGCUGGAACAUUUUCACCUUAUGAACAUGGUGAAGUAUAUGUGUUAGAUGAUGGAGGCGAAGUGGAUUUGGACUUAGGAAAUUAUGAAAGAUUUUUGGAUGUGACUCUGCACAGUGAAAAUAACAUAACCACUGGAAAAAUAUAUUUGGAUGUAAUACGAAAAGAACGAGUUGGAAACUAUUUGGGAAAAACUGUUCAAGUUGUUCCACAUAUAACUGAUGCUAUACAGGAAUGGGUUGAACGAGUAGCACAUCAACCAGUAGAUAGAAAGGAAAAUGAAAAACCUCAAGUUUGUAUUGUUGAGUUAGGUGGUACAAUUGGAGACAUUGAAGGUAUGCCUUUUGUUGAGGCAUUUAGACAGUUUCAGUUUCGCGUUGGUCGUGAGAAUUUUUGUUGUGCCCAUGUAUCUCUAGUCCCACAGCCACGUUCGACUGGAGAAUCCAAAACAAAACCCACCCAGUCUAGUGUGAGAGAAUUGAGAGGUUUGGGACUAUCACCUGAUCUUAUAAUAUGCCGAUCUGAGCUGCCUAUUGGGAAUGAAGUUAAGGACAAAAUAUCUAAUUUUUGUCAUGUUAAACCCGAAGAGGUCAUAUGCAUUCAUGAUUUAACGUCAAUUUAUCAUGUUCCUAUUUUAUUGGAUUCUCAAGGAAUUGUAAACUACUUUAAAGAACGUUUGCGACUGGAUAUACCAUUGCCUAGGCCAAAUAGAUUUAUGCAAAAAUGGCGAGAUCUGGCAAAACGGGUAGAUCAACUUCGUAAAGAAGUCAAUAUUGCUCUUGUUGGAAAAUAUACAAAAUUGGAGGAUGCAUAUACCUCUGUUAUUAAAGCUUUACAACAUGCUUCCAUUUUAGCUGGCUAUCGGCUACAGGUUAACUAUAUUUCCGCAACUGAUCUGGAGUACGAAACGAAAUUACAGAAUCCUGUUCUCUAUCAUGAGGCUUGGCAGAAAUUAUGCAGGAGCGACGGAGUAAUAGUUCCUGGUGGCUUUGGGUCAAGAGGCAUGGAGGGUAAGAUACUAGCUUGUCAGUGGUGUCGUGAGAUGAAAAAACCUUUUCUAGGAAUAUGUCUAGGUCUGCAAGCCGCUGUUAUAGAGUAUGCAAGAAAUGUCUUGAAGUUGAAGAAUGCUAACACAACUGAAAUGGAUCCAACGACAGAUGAUGCCAUAGUCAUCGACAUGCCUGAACAUCAUACUGGUACAUUGGGCGGAACAAUGCGCUUGGGAAAGCGUACUACAAUAUUCAAAAAUGAAGAUUCAUUGCUAAAGAAAUUAUAUGGUGGAAGAAAUGAGAUUCAGGAGCGACAUCGCCAUCGCUAUGAAGUUAAUCCUGCCUAUGUGGCUCGAUUGGAGGAGAAGGGCUUGAAAUUUGUUGGACAUGAUUCAGAAAAAGUGCGAAUGGAAAUUAUUGAAUUACCAAGUCAUCCUUUCUAUGUAGGAGUUCAAUAUCAUCCUGAAUAUUUAUCUAGACCGCUAAAUCCUUCCCCGCCAUUCCUGGGAUUAAUUUUAGCAUCUAUUGGACAAUUAAAUAAUUACAUUGCUCAUGGUUGCCGACUAUCUCCUAAAAAUUUGUCAGAUGAAUCAGAAGAUGAAGAAAUUACUGUGAGGAGUUUGUCCAACAAAAUAGUAGAAUCUGAACUUGAACAUGAUGAUGUGAUUGAUAUGGAGGAUUCUCUCAGCUCUUCUAGUGAAUUAGUGAAAAAUCUAAGCCAUUUAAUGGUGGGGGCAAAGAAGAAAUAUAAUGAAAUUUCUGAAACAUCCAAAGUUUGUCAAAAUAAGGAACAAGGUUUUCUUAUAGAUUCUAGCAAUGAGAAGGAUUGUAAAUGAAGUAAUUUUCACAAAGUAUGACAUGAUUUAAAUUUUGAAGUGUAACAAAGUGUUUUAUUUCAAUAUGCCCUAUUUAACUUUUUAUGUUUGAAUUUGUCAGUCAAAAAGUACCUUUGAAUAUUAUAGAAGUAAAUAAAUGUAUAAAA
This is a messenger RNA of Ctenocephalides felis (cat flea), 2212 nucleotides long. RefSeq names its product CTP synthase (gene Ctps). The transcript is spliced from 11 exons. Gene Ontology annotation, cellular component: cytoplasm; cytoophidium. The record is from RefSeq and is a predicted model, not a curated record. The coding region runs from base 42 to 2066 and encodes 674 amino acids. Gene Ontology annotation, biological process: CTP biosynthetic process; pyrimidine nucleobase biosynthetic process. Lineage: Eukaryota; Metazoa; Arthropoda; Insecta; Siphonaptera; Pulicidae. Gene Ontology annotation, molecular function: identical protein binding; CTP synthase activity.